GUUUCCAAAAUGGCGACUGGCGUGCGCACGCGCAGUACGGGUUGCGCCGCUGUCAGACUCGGUUGCCUGGAGGUGACUGACCUCGUUGACUACCAUUAAAAACACAUUUACACUAACAUUUAAACACCAGACAUGGCGUCACGUCUGAUAACCAAGAGGAUGUUUUGCGCUGCGAAAGAGACGGCAAGCCUACCUCACUCAAAAAGUCGUUGGGAAAAACUGAAAAAUAGCAAAGCAGGUGUUUGGAGUCGCGGUCUGGCCUCGGACUACAAAGAAGCUUGCCGGGAAAUGCUUGUCGGCAUGUACGAGCGUCCGGUCAAAGCAUCGGUCUACGUCUCUCUGCUCGGGGGAGCAUUGGCGUGUUUCUUCUCCAAACCCGAUAGAUCUUCCUUUGACGCCGCUCUGCUGGAGCGCGCCGGUCAGCUGGGUCUGCUGUCAUCAUGGAUCCGCAGCGGAACCUCCGAUAAACACGUGCAAAAUCUGCUUAAGCUCCGCAAUGAGGGCCGUCUGCGGCACAUCAACCUGGGAUUACUAUCUCUGGUUUAUUUUGCCGACCACGACCCUGACAGCACGCUCUACGAAGCUCAGUGUUCCAGUGUGUCCGUACUUUGGAGGAACUUACCUGGACGGGUCAUGGACGUAGGCUUUGCUGGCCGCUGGUGGGUUUUGGACUCAAAGAUGGCCAACUUUGACGUUAAUGAAGAUGAAUACACGCGCCUGCCUGCACAUAUGCAAGCAACAACGCCACCCAGUGUUCAAGAGGUGGAAUUGAACGAGCGACUGCACAGAGAGUCCUGGGUAGCGCUGAAACUAGAAGCUGAGAAGUAGAUCCGUGUUACGGACAGACAAAAAAAAAAGCCAAUAUUCAGGCAGAUGACAUGUUGAACUGGUCGCCCUUUGCUUUAUCAAGAAUGGCGUAUUACCGUAUUAUUCGGAGUAUAAGUCGCACCGGAGUAUAAGUCGCACCGGCCGAAAAUGCAUAAUAAAGAAGGAAAAAACAUAUAAGUCGCAUUUUUGGGGGGAAAUGUAUUUGAUAAAAGCCAACAGCAAGAAUAGACAUUUGAAAGGCAAUUUAAAAUAAAUAAAGAAUAGUGAACAACAGGCUGAAUAAGUGUACGUUAUAUGAGGCAUAAAUAACCAACUGGUAUGUUAACGUAACAUAUUAUGGUAAGAGUCAUUCAAAUAACUAUAACAUAUAGAACAUGCUAUACGUUUACCAAACAAUCUAAUCGCUAAAUCCCAUGAAAUCUUAUACGUCUAGUCUCUUAUGUGAAUGAGAUAAAUAAUAUUAUUUGAUAUUUUACGCUAAUGUGUUCAUCAUUUCACACAUAAGUCGCUCCUGAGUAUAAAACUGCGACUUAUAGUCCGAAAAAUACGGUAUGUAACUUUAGAAGAAUGCAGGGAAUGAAAUCAUGUAUCAAUAAAUGUGUUUUACCGGAAAAAGCUGAAAUGUUUGAA
Molecule: messenger RNA, 1458 nt
Organism: Nerophis lumbriciformis (worm pipefish)
Lineage: Eukaryota; Metazoa; Chordata; Actinopteri; Syngnathiformes; Syngnathidae
Gene: timm29
Product: translocase of inner mitochondrial membrane 29
Biological process (GO): protein insertion into mitochondrial inner membrane
Cellular component (GO): TIM22 mitochondrial import inner membrane insertion complex
Source: RefSeq, a predicted model, not a curated record